This is a messenger RNA of Penicilliopsis zonata CBS 506.65, 2508 nucleotides long. RefSeq lists its product as hypothetical. The record is from RefSeq and is a predicted model, not a curated record. The coding region runs from base 1 to 2508 and encodes 835 amino acids. NCBI's taxonomy places the organism in Eukaryota, Fungi, Ascomycota, Eurotiomycetes, Eurotiales, Aspergillaceae. The transcript has a single exon.
AUGGACCACCUGGCGAGCCUCCGCCCCGACAGCCAGCGCCUGCGCAGGGUAUCGGGCCCUUCUCCGCCCUCAUCACGAUCCCCUUCCACCUCUCCCCCUCCAUCGUUGCGCCUGGAGAGCCCCUUCUCGCUGCAGACCCGCCGUCUACAGCUUCGCAACGCUGGUUUUCGCGGCGCCCAGCUGUCUACCCGCAAGAUCUCCGACCACCUUGCAGCCGCGUACCGCUCGCCCUCAUGGGGUUCGCCGGACCUCGGCUCAGAUAAAGAAAACAGUCCCCAGUCGACAAUCCUCGUCUCCUCGGCCAGCAGGAACUCUUCCUCUCGUCGUUCUGUGCUUCAGGAAUCUCAUGGUUCUAUACAUCGUGGCCAACAACAACAACAACAACAACAACAACAACAACGGCACCCCGCGCGCCCGUCCGUGACGGAUUUAUUUAACAAUAACAAUAAUAACAACAACGACGAUAACCACGGUUCCCCAUAUGAGACAAUCUCGCAGCCCUAUAUCUUACCGAACAUUCCGGCUCGGUUCGACGGCUCGUUGAUCUGCGAGGACCCGACUGCCACCGAUACAAGAGAUCAUUCUUACAGCAGUGACAGCCCUCUACUGCAGACGUCCCCCCCGAUUCUCCACGGCAAGAGAAAAGACCCGCGCCGGCCCAAGGCCAGCUACGAGACCAUCAAGUACAUUGAACAUCUCGAAGCGCAACUGGAGAGCCACAUGGAGAACUCCAAGCCGUCGCCGACCCGGCCGACGCACCUGGCUAAGAUGCGCGCGUUGACCGCCGAGGUCAAGGCGCUGAAACAGGAGAUCGCAGAAUGGAAAGCCAGGUUCGACGCCCGGGUUGUCGAGGAGAUGGAGAAACAUGAAGAAAAGAUUCAGGCUCUCGAGAGUCAGGCGGAGAUGGACCAGUCGCGGAUCCGCGAGCUGGAGUAUGAGAACGAGAUGCAGGCAACCAAGCUGCGCAAUGCCGACGCCUUGAGCCUCACCAACGCCAAUCUCGAACGGCGAGUCGAUGUGUUGACUGAACUGCUUGCCCAAUCCCCCUCGAGACUGGACCCUAUCCGCAGCCCUGGCCGUGGCUCUAACCCGUGGUCUCCGGACCGCGCUGGCCAGAGACAGCAGCAGCGAUUGCCUCGCCCCAAGUCCAUGAUGCCUUCUAUCCCGCUGUCACCCAGCCAGCCCCUGGUUCUGCCCGAAUAUUCCAUCCCAGAUGUUACUACUACUCAAGAAGACACGUGUGAGAGCAUUCACAGCUGCUCGCAGGAGACGGACAGCUCGGGCGCCGCCUCGGUGUCGCUAGCCACAUCGCAACGAUCGUCGAUGACCUCGCAGUCAUCGUCGUUGUUUUCGUCCGUUGCCAGCCUGCCGUUCCACAUUACUCCAGAGUAUCAGGCCAAAAUACGGAACAGGGUCCGCAAAAUGAGACGGUUCCCAUCCGGGUCGUCGACUCUGAGACCGUUGAUCUUGCCUGCCGCGGCUGUGAGUCAUGUCACCGCUGACGAGCAGAGCAUUGUUGUAGAUCCUGCUGUUUUCCUUGAACAAGAGCUGCCGCCCUCCUCCGAACUGCCUUCUGAAGACGCUCACCUCUGGGCUUAUGACGAAUCUCUCGCCGCCCUGGAAGGAAGAGCUCCUUUCUACCACUCGUUCGAGGAGGUCCAAGACGUGCAGACGACAGGGUACGAGAGUCCAGGCCCCAUGCGCGGGCUAGGCUUGGAAUUGGAGGAACCCUUCCCACGGUACGGGACAAUCGCCGAGGAGAUCGACGGCUCGUUUUUCGACGAAUCAGAUGAAGAUGGCGAGGAGCAGCAGGAGCAGCAUGAAGGUUCCCCAGACGAAAUCUACCAACCUACCCAUGGAUACUGCACGACCACGCCCACCAAACAACGCCGGUCGCUUUACGCAGGAAGCUGCGGCAGUCCAGCACACAGUACACACACGCCUACACAAUCCCCGACGUCAACCUGGCCGCCUGAGCCGUCGCAAACCCCUCGCGAGCUGGUCCGGUGUAUUCUGCGCAACGCAUGGCGCAGCCGCAGCCGCAGCACCUGUUUAACCAAGCUGGGGCGACUACCGUGGUGGAUGCUGGGGUUGAUCUGGCGGAGGGAGGACCAGCCCAAAACAAUGAUUAUUAAUAACAACAAUAAGAAUAAGGAGUCGGAGACAGGGCAUGUCACCGCAGACACAGGGUUAGGUCUCGAUCCAGGGUUAGGCGCCCUCCGCAAAUCUCUAUCCCUGUGGGCCAAGUUUUCGCUCGCCCUCGUACUCGCCAUUGGGAUUGCGGUUAAGGAGGGGCCAGCCAACUUGAUGGAGUCUCCUACUGACCCAGUCAAACCUACAGAGCAUUCAAGUUCAACUACUUGUACCGACUGUACCGACUGUAACGACUGUACCGCCACGAAACCCCAAAUUACAAACUAUUGUUCACUCGGCUCGAAUAACAGGAAUAACUGGUCUUGGGCCUUCUUGGCACCCACCCUGACACUUGGCAGCUUGCUCCUUGGGUAG